AUGUGCACCCCUUGUGUACCAUGUGAUUAUGGUUGCUAUACAAGCGGAUACCGCUGGGGACCUUACAACUAUUCUCCAGUUAUGUCUAGCUUAUUUUGCCCUAACCCCAACCCUUCUUGGAGCUUCUAUGGCGCCGGAUGCCCAAUGAGUCCCAAUAACACUGGAUAUCCUGCCUGCUGUCCUUAUUGCGGUUACUGUGGCGUUAUGAACAACAUGUCCCAAUCAUACAACAACGUGGUUGCAGACUUCCCUAUAAACACUAUGUGUAGCCAUGUAUUCAACCAAUUUAAUAGAUUUAAUCCCGAAAGUUUCGUCAAGUUGCCGUGCCUAGAGGAAAUGUUCAAAGACUUGCAGAAAACUUCCACUCCGCUUCCAAAGCAGGUCCAGCCUAUGAGCACCAUAGCCCCUAAAGUGAAAUGCAAAGUGUCUAAACCACAAGCAGUAUAUAGACCUAAGCCGCAAGUGAACGAUCCAGGAACUGACUUCAGGUUAGUUACUGAAGGACCACGAGUGUUGAAUCCUCGUUUGAUGAAAAGCCGCGCCCCGUCUAAAACAAAAUUAUUUCCAACCACAGACGGACGGACUACAGAAACGCUUAACAGCAACAGCCCAAUUUAUUAA
Molecule: messenger RNA, 621 nt
Organism: Arctia plantaginis
Lineage: Eukaryota; Metazoa; Arthropoda; Insecta; Lepidoptera; Erebidae
Source: the annotation of a GenBank genome assembly